Octopus bimaculoides (California two-spot octopus) is the source of this 3843-nucleotide messenger RNA. RefSeq lists its product as uncharacterized. Lineage: Eukaryota; Metazoa; Mollusca; Cephalopoda; Octopoda; Octopodidae. The record is from RefSeq and is a predicted model, not a curated record. Gene Ontology annotation, biological process: regulation of transcription by RNA polymerase II. Gene Ontology annotation, molecular function: RNA polymerase II cis-regulatory region sequence-specific DNA binding; DNA-binding transcription factor activity, RNA polymerase II-specific.
AAACCAUAUCAUUGUGAUAUCUGUGGUAAAUCAUUCUCUCAAAAUAGUAACUUAACGAAACACAAACUUAUUCAUACAGAAGAAAAACCAUAUCAUUGUGAUAUCUGUGGUAAAUCAUUCUCAAGAAGUAUUCAUGUUACUGCACACAAACGUACUCAUACAGGAGAGAAAUCCUACCAUUGUGAUGUCUGUGGUAAAUCGUUCUCUCAUAAUUGUGUCUUAACUGCACAUAAACGUAUUCAUACCGGAGAGAAACCAUAUCACUGCGAUAUCUGUGGUAUAUCGUUCUCUGUGAGUAGUACAUUAACUAGACACAAACAUAUUCAUACAGGAGAGAAACCAUACCAUUGUGAUAUCUGUGGUAAAUCAUUCUCUCAAAGUAGUAACUUAAUGAAACACAAACUUAUUCAUACAGAAGAAAAACCAUAUCACUGUGACAUCUGUGGUAAAUCAUUCUCUAACAGUAGUCACUUAUCUACUCACAGACGUAUUCAUUCAGGAGAGAAACCAUAUCAUUGUGAUGUCUGUGGUAAAUCAUUCUCUAUCAGUAGUCACUUAUCUAAACACACACGUAUUCAUACCAGAGAGAAACCAUAUCACUGUGAUAUCUGUGGUAAAUCAUUCUCUCAAAGUGGUGAUGUAACAAAUCACAAAUAUAUUCAUACAGGAGAGAAAUCAUAUCUUUGUGAUAUCUGUGGUAAAUCGUUCUCUUAUAAUAGUAUCUUAACUACACAUGAACGUAUUCAUACAGGUGAAAAACCAUAUUAUUGUGAUAUCUGUGGUAAAUCAUUCUCUCAAAAUAGUAACUUAACAAAACACAAACUUAUUCAUACUGCACACAAACGUACUCAUACAGGAGAGAAAUCAUACCAUUGUGAUAUCUGUGGUAAAGUGUUCUCUCAUAAUAGUAUCUUAACUGCACAUAAACGUAUCCAUACCGGAGAGAAACCAUAUCACUGCGAUAUUUGUGGUAUAUCAUUCUCUGUGAGUAGUACAUUAACUAGACACAAACAUAUUCAUACAGGAGAGAAACCAUACCAUUGUGAUAUCUGUGGUAAAUCAUUCUCUCAAAGUAGUAACUUAAUGAAACACAAACUUAUUCAUACAGGAGAAAAACCAUAUCACUGUGAUAUUUGUGGUAAAUCAUUCUCUAACAGUAGUCACUUAUCUACACACACGCGUAUCCAUACAGGAGAGAAGCCAUUUCAUUGUGAUAUCUGUGGUAAAUCAUUCUCUCAAAAUGGUGAUGUAACAAAACACAAAUAUAUUCAUACAGGAGAGAAAUCAUAUCUUUGUGAUAUCUGUGGUAAAUCAUUCUCUAACAGUAGUCACUUAUCUAGACAUAAACAUAUUCAUACAGGAGAGAAACCAUAUCAUUGUAAUAUCUGUGGUAAAUCAUUCUUUCAAAAUUUUGACUUAACACAACAUAAACAUAUUCACACAGGGGAGAAACCAUAUCAUUGCGAUAUCUGUGGUGAAUCAUUCUCUCAAAAUGGUAGCUUAACGAAACACAAAUUUAUUCAUACAGGUGAAAAACCAUAUCAUUGUGAUAUCUGUGGUAAAUCAUUCUCACAAAACGGUAACUUAGCAAAGCACAAAUAUAUUCAUACAAGGAAGAAAGGAAAAAGGUAGUUUCUUGUUUGCUAUAGAGUAUCCUUCAGAGGUUGCAUACCAAGUUUCAAUAUAAUUGACUCAUAUCUCAAGGUUCUGAAUUGACUAUAAAUGGAACAGGAGAUACAUGUGGACGUACGUGUGUGAAGUUUUUGGCUUUGUACCUUGACUUGUAUUAAAAUUAAUGAUUGUGUUAAAUUUCGUGUUUACAUUUACUGAUGAUUCAUAAGCCAAUAACUCCUCAUGAUAUUGAAUGCCCAUUAUUUGAUACUCCAUGUGAUCUUAGCAAGCGAGUGUUGCCAACUUAGAAGGACGUACCAAAAUGUGUUUCAUUUGAAUGAGGAAAAGAAAAAAAUGUAGUUAAGAAAAAUCCUUCAAUUAAACAAAUUAUCAAGAUUGUAGCAGAAAGGAUAAUUCGUCUUUGGCAAAAGACAUCCAUCGCUGGUGUUAGGAAUGAGUCAGUUAAACCAAAAAUCUUAAACGUUUAUGUAAAUUACCAAGCAUUACUAAAAUCUGUGAAAAAUAGAAUAAAAUGUGCCAUUGCUUCAGACAAAGUGUAAUGUGUUUAAAAGCAAUGCUACAAAAGAUUUAUUUGGCAUUUCCUGUUGCAAGUGGAACUCCUUUGAAAGCUGCAGCUGUAGUAAAGACAAAAAAGUAUCACAGACAGAAUAAGAUUUUUUCUAAGAUCGAUGGACAAAUCAAAAAAUGACCAUUGGCAGAAUAUCAUAAACGGAACACCAGUACAAGCAAUUAUUUUCUGAGAGUUUGUGUGGGGUCCAUACAUUAUAGCAAGAAAUGUAUCCUAGCUUCACUAAGUGUUCCUGAGCCAUACUUUUAGAAACUUCUAACUUCUCUAGUCAUGAUACUUGAAUUUUCAAUUUUUGCCAUCAAAACAACUUCAUCCAAUGCUGAAGGUCUUCCACUGUGACUGUCAUCUUCCAAGCUAAACUCUUCAGCUUCAAAUUUUGCAAACCACUUUCAAAUAGUUGAUUCAACUACAGCAUCAUCAGCAUAAACUUCACAAAUGUUUUUGCAAGUCUUUGCUGCAUUUCUUCCUUUUUAAAACAGAAAAGAAUUACGUGAAUAUGAAAUAUUCGGCUUUUUAUUGCAAGUGUCUAUGAAGGGAAACCGGAAUGAAAGAUGAAUCUGUUUUUAGUCAGGAACAAAGAAGAGAUUCACUACUAUUUCGAGCAACGCCAAAGUUUUGACUGUUAAGUUUCAGACGUGUUCAAUGAAUCAAAUGAUUUAACUUCAAAACGCUGAGAACUUUCUGGGCAACAUGACAUCAAAAGGUCUGACCUCCCUGUUAGAAUCAUGAGGUGAGGCCACACCAUUGGACAUGACUUUUCCCAUAAUAACAAAAUACAGGACACAUGCUGUCUGAACCAAUGUCCCAGUUCUAAUGGAGACCGUCCAGCUAUGUUUUCAAGCUCAUGUGUUAUACCAUAUAAGCUGUACUUGCAGAGCAACAUAUAUAGGAUCAACUAAAUGACAGCUUCAUGUCAGAGUGAAGGAACUCUUUUCACAAGGCCAGAACACCCAAUGCCAUAAUCCAACACCAACAUUGAGAGUGAUUUCCCCACCCAUUUAGUGGCAAGGGGAAGUGAUGUGGCCACCCUCUGAAAGUAGGGGAUACACUUCAUUAGAAAGAUGGUGGCCUGCCACAACCACCAGGAUUGACGUGAUGGCUGGAAAUUCCACAUACUGCUUCUGGUGCCUUUAACCAAAGCCAGCAGUAAGCGCCAUGGAACGUCUGAUGAAGGAUUAUAGAUCUGAAAGCACUCACAUGUUCAUCAUCAUCAUCAUCAUCAUCGUUUAACGUCCGCUUUCCAUGCUAGCAUGGGUUGGACGAUUUGACUGAGGACUGGUGGAGCCCGAAGGCUACACCAGGCUCCAAUCUGAUUUGGCAGAGUUUCUACAGCUGGAUGCCCUUCCUAACGCCAACCACUCCGAGAGUUAUUCUUAAUCCAAAAACUAGCAACAAAGCUACACACAAACCACAUGCCACCGGUAGCUCCCCUGUGUGUAUUUAUCUGUCUGUCUACCCAUCUAUCAUUUUAGCUAUCUAUCUAUGAUAAUACCACUAAACCUUGGAUAUUUCUGUAUCCUCCUAUGAGACCUUUGGAUGAAGUUUUGAAACAUUUGGAACUUUUAAACUUUCAAAAUAAAAAAAUAAAAAAUUCUGAAGAACUUUCUGGAAAACAAAAAAAUAAAGCAUUCUGGAAAUAUAAA